AUGCACCAGCCGGGAAUCGAACCCGGGUCUGUACCGUGGCAGGGUACUAUUCUACCACUAGACCACUGGUGCUUCUAUGUUCAACAGAGAGACCCAAACUUCGUUACCUUCGCCACCAUGGCUUCCGCGCUCGAGUGCUGGUCCAACCGUGGUGCCGGCGGCUGCACCGACGACGAUUUCGUAGACCAAGUCCUGAUGUGCUCCGACGACAGGUCUGAGUCCCUUACCGCUGCUCCGCGUUUCGAUCAGACCUCCUCCGCUAUGCAGAAGCGGUUUCAGCGUCUCGGCCGCAACGUCUCCGAUGCGAUCGCGUCACUCAAAAACUCUCUCAGCCUCGAUUCAGGACGGGAAACUCAGAAUGUAGCCGCCGGAGGCAGGAAGCUCGUGUGGGCCUCUGUUGUGAGAAACCUUGCCAAAAUGUAUCCUGGAAGCCAGUUGCCGGAGAAGCUCGUCUCUAAUCUCCGGAAACAUUACGAUUCUCUGCCUCUCAGUUACAGUCAGGCUGGUUUCGAUAUGAAAGAUGUAUUUGCACACAUAAAGCUGAUUGAGCAAACUUGUGGAGAUGACAAUCCUGUGUUUGUGAUUCAAGAGAUGUGUGACGAGGAAGCUCAGGGCUCAGUCUUCAAGCUCACAUUCGCUUGCACUUCUUCCCUUUCAUGGUCAACCAUUUCAGGAUCUCUUGACAGUGCUUCAAUUUGUUGCAAGAAGGUACAAAUCUUUGAGAAGAAAGGGUUGACUCUCGGAGUUGUUCAUCUUCUGGUUGAGUCCGGGCAAGAAUUUUUUUUCAAAACCAUAGUAGAGAAUGCCCUUAAAACUGCAGUAAGGAAGCCCAAGUCGACCUCUGUGAAGCUCCCUUUUGGCCUCUGUGGCUGUCAAGAACAGAACGCUGGUUUAGGAGAAUUCGGAGAUGUUGAUGAAGAGUCCACUGAUCAAUGCUAUAGACAAGAGUUGGAAAAUCAGAAUAGUACUAGGUUCCAGCUUCAAAUGCCAGCCCCAAGGUCUUCGUUUUCUGUAUCAGUGGAUGAGUGGCAGACGAUACAAUCAGGAGGCGAUGAUAUCGAGAAAUGGAUACUGAAUUCAGAUAGUCUCGAGUUUGGUGAUCAGUUAGGACCAAAUUGCUUCAAAGGAGUUUACAGAGGGAAAAGGGUGGCCAUUGAGAAACUAAAAGGCUGCGACAAGGGCAAUUCAUAUGAGUUUGAGAUCCGAAAAGAUUUCUUGGAGCUGAUGACUUGUGGACAGAAGAGCAUUCUGCAGUUUCAUGGUGUCUGCGUCGAUGAAAAUCAUGGAUUAUGCGUGGUUACGAAACUGAUGCAAGGUGGAUCACUCCGUGAGCUGGUGUUGAAGAAAAAGAAACUUCAGACUAAGGAUAUAUUUCGAAUUGCUGUUGACAUAGCAGAAGGGAUGAAGUUCCUAAAUGAUCACGGUGUUGCAUUUAGAGACCUUAACACACAGAGAAUACUAUUAGAUAAGCAAGGCAACGCCUGUUUGGGUGAUAUGGGAAUAGUCACCGCAUGCAAGAGUGUCAACGAGGCCACGGAGUAUGAAACAGAUGGCUAUCGAUGGCUUGCACCUGAGAUAAUCGCAGGAGAUCCGGAGAAGACGAGAGAGACUUGGAUGAGCAAUGCGUAUAGCUUUGGGAUGGUGCUUUGGGAGAUGGUGACAGGGGAGGAGGCAUACGGCUCAUGCUCGCCGGUGCAGGCAGCGGUCGGGAUUGCAGCGUGCGGGCUAAGACCAGAGAUCCCAAAGGAGUGCCCUCAAGUCUUGAGAUAUCUCAUGACCAAAUGCUGGAACACUUGUCCCUCCACACGCCCUGACUUCUCUCAUAUCCACUGCACCUUGCUCCGUGCCAUCUCACGGUAA
Messenger RNA from Microthlaspi erraticum, 1860 nucleotides. The record is from the annotation of a GenBank genome assembly. Lineage: Eukaryota; Viridiplantae; Streptophyta; Magnoliopsida; Brassicales; Brassicaceae.